AUGACCCUGUCCGGGAUCCUGCAGCUCCUGCUCGAUCCUCACUCCCCUCAUGUCCAGCCAUCCGUCACCGUGAGAGCUGUGCCUGCAGAGCCGUGCCUCUCCGCGGGCUCCCCAGCACACCCUCCCUUCAUGGACACAGACCUUACGGCAGAUCUUCUUCUUGUAAAACCUCCAACGUCCCUGGACACUUUUGCUAUUCAGAAUUGCCCUCCAACAGACUCCGGCCACCAGUCUCCUACACUGUCAUCUGGAAGUCCAAGCAAAACAAAAGAAUCUGAAAUAGCUAAAAUUUGUGGGGAAAAUUGUUGUCCUCAUUUGAGACCUUUUAUUAAAACUGAAUAUAAUUACAUUAAUGAUGAAGACACGGAUCCCCACAUAACAACCAAACAAACACCAUUCAGCGCUACCGAAUUAGCUAAAUUGAAAAAGGAAUUCGGUCGCCUCCCCCACGAAUCAGAAACAGAAUAUGUGUUCCGUGUUUCUCUCACUGGUGGAGACCAGAUUAAGUUAACUGAACAAGAAGCCAGUGGUUACUGGGGACACGGUGUUUUCCUAACAACGGGAGAUAAGCGUGACUCCUGGUCUCUAACACAACGUGCAGCCUAUUGGGCUGGAGGAAUAAAUCCCCUAGAAAGGGGUGAUCCCUUAGCAAUUGCCACUACCCCUGACCAAAUCCUAGAAAGUGUACAAAAAGCUGCAUGUUUGCAAAUGAUUCAUGAGAAAAAAUUAAUUCCUGGUUUUGAAUCCCCAAUGCAAUUGCCUGUGAAGCCUGAAAUUAUGACCCCUUUAAUUCGUGGGCUUCCAGAAACACUGAAAUCAACCGCAAUCACUAUUCAGAAAACAGUUAUGGCUCUAAGCCCAAUAGAUAGAUUAGAAAGACUUCUUAGCAACUCCACUGAUCAGUCUGAAUCCACUGACACUGCACCUUCACCCUACACACCAACACAGGCUCCCACAACACCAUCUGAUACAUCUAACAGUAACCGCAAGAUUUGGACAUGGGGUGAGGUAGCAGUUGAUUUAAUAAACUAUUGUAGACAGUAUGGGCCUGUAAAAACCCUGGAAGAAAAAUCUGAAAAAACAAAAGGUGUCCGGUUUAUGGGAACCCCUAACGCUGAAAACAUAGAACCAAGAAAACAGAUUUCCAACAGACAACGCUGGUGGAUGCUGGGAAUAAAGAAAGGGGUUCCCCGGGACAUAAUGGAUGGUUUACCACUUGAAAAAUUGCAGAAAAUCAUAACUAACUGGAAUUUUAGAAGGACAAAUACCCAGCCCAGUGCCCCGAUCCCCCUCCCUCACCAGAAACUAACAAAUACUCCUACCAGUACACAGUUCAGUACACACAAUACAUCACAGUCUUUCACACAGAACACAAGCAAUGAGCCAAAGUUAACCCUUUCACAGUCUCUUCCUCAGAACCUGGGCAGUGAAGCUGCAUCUCAGCCUCUCCCACAGAACACAGCCAGUGAGCCAAAAUUAACUCUUUCUCAGCUUCUUUCACAGAACUUGGACAGUGAAACCCUGGCUGCGUGUCUCCUGAAAAGCACCAGCAGUAAGCCGGAAGUAACUCUUUCGCAACUUCUUUCACAGAAUCUAAGCAACGUAACUGCCCACCCGCCCGUGCCCCAAAUCACAAACAACGAAACUUCACCAACAGAGCUUUCGGGAAACUAA
Molecule: messenger RNA, 1674 nt
Organism: Melospiza georgiana
Lineage: Eukaryota; Metazoa; Chordata; Aves; Passeriformes; Passerellidae
Exons: 3
Coding region: 1-1674 (557 amino acids)
Source: RefSeq, a predicted model, not a curated record